Brettanomyces bruxellensis is the source of this 1146-nucleotide messenger RNA. RefSeq lists its product as uncharacterized. Gene Ontology annotation, biological process: cellular response to oxidative stress; protein N-linked glycosylation. The record is from RefSeq and is a predicted model, not a curated record. The transcript has a single exon. The coding region runs from base 1 to 1146 and encodes 381 amino acids. NCBI's taxonomy places the organism in Eukaryota, Fungi, Ascomycota, Pichiomycetes, Pichiales, Pichiaceae. Gene Ontology annotation, cellular component: endoplasmic reticulum membrane.
AUGACGGAAAACAAUAAUGAAGAAGGCAGACGCCAACAACGACUGCAACGACAGAAUAAUUCACUGGCGAGCCCUCCUCCAUACUCCGAAGGAGAGACAAGUGUAUUACCAGCACUAUCCUGCGCGGAUUAUGGUCCUUCUGGAGACAGCUUUAAUAGGCAUUUUGAAGAGCUGGGUACGGACGAUGAGGACAUAGAAAUGGAUCGAAUGCAUGUGGGGCAACCUACCCAUCCUGAAAAUCGAAACAUUCUUUUUGGAAUUAAUUCUACAUCGGCAAAAGAAUUAACGCAUCAGCAUAGCUCACUAAAAGAGAUUGGUCUUAAAAGGUUGAAUCCAAGGCAACAUUUUACCGUUGCAAUUUCCAGAGAUAUUUCAUUGGUGCUCAUCUUGAAAAACUUACUGAUAUUCUGGACAAAAUGGUACAAGAUGAUUAUAUCACCUUCUAAGAAUUCAAGUUGGACAGCUGUCUGGGCAACCGAGUUUUUUCUUGCAGGUAUAUGGUGUUUAGUUUCUGCCCUACUUUCAUACUGUAUUUUGGAUGGAUUAAUGGCUCGAUGGAUGGUUAUGUACACGUUGCAAGGUGCGGUAAUACGCAUAUUGAGUAUAUCUUUGUUGAUUAUUUCGCUGAUUGAGCUUUUAAACUACAUGUUCAACAAUCCUAAAAAUGAGUUUUGUCUAGCCGCAUGGAUUAUUAUUAGCUGUGUCCUUACUUUUAUCUUCAUAGUGCAAAAUUAUGUGACUUCGAACCUGAGGUUAAAUGAAAUCCUCCUUAGGAAUGCCAAAUCAGAAGGGAAUAAUCAGUAUUCUACAGAAAUCGCUUCAAUUGGAUCUUCUGCCGAAGGGGUCGGAGAGCCUCCCGAUGUGUUUACAGAUUCUGGUUCAUUACAUCGAAGAAUAGAUCACACGUUACAACGAGAAUCAACAGGUUCGUGUGCAGAAUCGAAUAAAAGAAAAUUUGAGAAACCCCAUAGGACGGUCGAUAUUUAUAACCUUACCGUUUUUGCUGUUGUUCCGAUAGGAGUUGCGAGCUUUAUCACCAUGUGUGGUCUAGUUCGUUUGGUGGUAAUACUUAGACUUGAUAUAGGCCUCAAAAUAAGUAAAAUCCUUCCUGAGGACACCAUCGAUGCAGCCUCUCAGUUACUUUAA